This is a messenger RNA of Cylicostephanus goldi, 264 nucleotides long. NCBI's taxonomy places the organism in Eukaryota, Metazoa, Nematoda, Chromadorea, Rhabditida, Strongylidae. The record is from the annotation of a GenBank genome assembly.
UUGAACGUAUCGAUAUUCCAGGUCGAGUCAGCCCCCGAAGCUGAAGAAGAGACAGAUAAGGGAUUAGCGAAGUCGCUUACGCUCUUUAAUGGCGUGACGAUCAUCAUAGGAUGCAUCAUCGGCUCUGGCAUUUUCGUCUCACCCACCGGUGUACAAGAACGUGCGUUGCGUUUAUAUGAUGCUUCACAAAUUAAAAAAAACAAGAACAACCGUCAAAGCAAUCCAUGCUAUAAUUCAACAUCAAGAGGAAACGUUGUUUAUUAG